CCACCGUAGUAAUGGUUUCAAGUGAGCAAAAGGCAAUGAUAUCCGAAGAAAAUGAAAGGAGUCGAGUUAGUAUUUUGAUUUUGGCUUCUGCGAGGAGCUUGUCUACGUUUGGGUUUGCGUGUGGCGUGCCACUGCUACCGCUGCUCGCGGUGGGGUCGAUGGACGACGCGCCGUCGCAGGCGCAUACGGGUGAAACGGGUGACGAGUGUGACGAUGAGAAUGAGAAGGAGGACGGCGAGCAAGCCACUCCAAUAGGUUUGGACGUCCUCGAUGGCCAGUCCAUAGGCGUGCUGCACGUUCAAGCGGGCCAUUUCCAUGUUGAUUUGUGCGAUGAGGUAGCGUGCGAGACCCUCUGGGUUGUAGGAGUGGGAGAGGAGGGUGUGGACGACCUGGCGGGUAGAGGGCGAGAGGAGGGCGGUGGUCUAGACGAUGCUCUAGAGAGUGUAGACGAUGGUGGUGGAUAG
Molecule: messenger RNA, 464 nt
Organism: Acaulospora colombiana
Lineage: Eukaryota; Fungi; Glomeromycota; Glomeromycetes; Diversisporales; Acaulosporaceae
Source: the annotation of a GenBank genome assembly